AUGUCUGGCUUCUCCCUCUCUUCCUGCUUUCUGCCUUGCUUUUUUUCUAAGUCUUCCCUCUUGGGAGGAAGGCUGGUGUUUCGUGCCUUUUGGGAAGAUAAUUUCUUGAACCUCACUCGCAAACUGCCUUGGUUUGCGAUGUCGGUAGAAUUUAUACUUCCCUUUAGGCAUUAUCAGGAACGCAGGGUGAAUGACUUGGGACCCUCCUGUCGCUCCCACUUCACCUUCGUGCCUUCGUACCACCUUCUGUUACUCCCAAUUCCAGUUCCUCCAAGUUAUUUUCAUUCCUUCUGGGACCCCCUUCACUUCCAGCCUGUGCAGUAUAUUCCCACCUGCAAGCACCCUAUUACCUAG
Molecule: messenger RNA, 354 nt
Organism: Rangifer tarandus platyrhynchus (Svalbard reindeer)
Lineage: Eukaryota; Metazoa; Chordata; Mammalia; Artiodactyla; Cervidae
Source: the annotation of a GenBank genome assembly